Messenger RNA from Adineta ricciae, 741 nucleotides. NCBI's taxonomy places the organism in Eukaryota, Metazoa, Rotifera, Eurotatoria, Adinetida, Adinetidae. The record is from the annotation of a GenBank genome assembly.
AUGUACAUCUUUAUACUUUGUUUUUUUCUCAUUACCAUCAAUGUUCAUGGUAAAUGUACCAAUGAGACAUGUUUGUACGGUCAUUGUUUAUAUGACAAAUGUAUUUGUGAUCCGGGAAUAUACGGUCAAACUUGCAACAAAGAUAUUGAAGAUUGUGCUGUCGAUUCUUGUUUGAAUAAUAGUACAUGCAUUGAAUUAGUGAAUGGAUUUGCUUGUCAAUGUUCACCGAACUUUUACGGUUCACGUUGUCAAUAUCAUCGAAGGGAACACGAAAAUUUUUGCACAAAAAAGUGUUUAAACAAAGGCAAAUGUAUUGUUAUAAACAGCGUUGAAAGAUGUUCAUGUUUACCAACAUAUUUUGGAGCUCAAUGUGAACAUAAACGGGCACACAAUCAAGGUACACUUCUAACUCAAAAAUGUUCGCUAUUAAAACGUCGCGGUGAUCAUGAUGAACCAACAUGCAUAGCGAUUGCUUUAACACCAAUAUUUGAUGUUCAUUGUGAAUGUCAUUGGUCUCUUAACAAUCAAAAUCGAGCCACAUGUCAAAUAACUCCAUCGCCUUAUUCAACUCAAAAGUGUUUUUUCAAUAAAUCUGUUACUAUCCAACUAUCAUCAACACUACCUGAACCAAUACACAUCCCUGUCUGUCCGAUCAAUUGGGAAAUCUUAGAUCAGUAUAAAACCAGCGAAGAGAAACUUAAUAGUGUAUACAUGGCCCGUUGUCAAUUGUAUUCGAUUUAG